AGCUGAAAAGGGGACGGUUCUUCUAAGAAACCACGAGUUUUGGGUUAUACAAUGCUUUCUGAUCAACAAAAAGCGAAGGCGUUUUCUGUAAUGGCACAAAAAGCAAAUUAUGGAAAAAUGUAUCUGAAUGAAAAGAUACCGCCGGUAGUCAAGUAAAGAGAAAAGCACCGAGCCGUGAAAUUGAUUACAUUUGUUGGCUGGAUCUACGUGACCGUGAAAAUCCGCUACACAAUGUAUCGUCUUAGCGCUUGACAGGCGCAGGGUGUACUGACAUUUUGUAAUUUAAUGCCGAACGUAGGAUCAGACACGUAUUUGACAGUAAUUAGACCAUGGCUUCAAAAGCAUUACCAAUUCUGUUCUAUAAUCUUGGCGGGGAAAUGCUCUAUGUUCUUGACCAGCGGUUAAAAGCUCAAAACAUCGCAGAAGAUCGGUCUACGCAAGUUAUAGAAGAAAUUGUUUCGACUAUGUUUAACCCCCAACUCUUUAAAGAAAUGAUGAAACCUCAAGAUUUAUACAGUAAACAAGCAAUGAGAAACAUGUUUAGUAAAUUAGUGCAUUCAUCAAUCAUGAGAGUAAAUUCUGAGAGCAUGGAAAAACUAUAUGACUUGAUGGUUAUGGCUGUUAAAUACCAAGUCACUCAAGUUCCAGACCCAUAUAGUCUAUUACAUGUGACACUAAAUCAUCUGGAUUCUGUGUUAAAGUUUAUAGAAGGAAAUUCAGCUAUUUUGAGCAAAGUACAUUAUGUUUAUAAUGGCUUGGUAAAAGCAUAUGGGUCUCUUUCUACGUUUGAGUAUAUACAGAUUCGCCAAUGCUUGUUGGCAUUUUUACAAGAUAUUAACAACAAAGUUUCAAUAUAUCUUACUGGUAAAGUACAAAACGAAGAUGGUCGAUUUGUGAUCAAAAAAUCUGGAGAAGUCUCUAAAGGCAGUGAUGUUCCAGGCACUAUUCAACUUUUCAGAGGAAAAAAAAGAGAAGUGGUCAAUUUCAACUCGGAAACAAAAUUUACGCCGAACGUCCCGAUUUUUGGGCUUUCUAAUGAUAUAGGUGGUAAAAGAUCCACUUUGCUUGGCACCAAUGUGUAUCUAAACUGCGGAAAUGCUGAUUAUAUGAUUGCUACUGACAGUAGUGCCUCCAGCUCAAUGAAAGAAAGCCAUAAAAGAGCCAAAGCUGAACUAGGACUACUAGCUCAACUACUAGGCUCUGAUAAGCCCACAACUUCUAACGACUUCAAGUUGCAGCUUUUUACGAAUGCCGAAACUGUUCCAGUUACCCCAAAAUCAAGUAAUUCUACCCCAACGCAUAAUGUUAUUGCCAUUAAAGCGGAAAGAACAGGCAGAGAGGAGUUGUCACAAAUAGUUGACGAGAUGACAAUUACUUCGGCGUCAAGUAAAACUAGCGCAGGAGAAGACCUGUUGUCGCUUAUGGAUUCGUUUUAAAUUGUUGCAAUUUGAGUAGAUUUUGACCAUGUGUAUCCAGGAGUUUACAAAUGGAUGUAUUUUUAACUGUAUUUUACAACUUUUUUUUAAGGGUGAAAACCAGAUGCGAGGCCUAUUUAGCAUGGUUAUUACUUAUUGUAUGCUUUAAUACCCCCUGCCCCCCUAAAUACACACCUGAUUAGGACCAUAUAUAUUCUACAGAAUAAAAAGACUGUAUGUCUCAUAUUCGGAUUACUGGCUAAUAUUGUUAGUAUUAAUUAUUUUACUGUUGUUUUAGUUAUAGUUCAUUAUUUUUAUUUUUCUGUUAAAUUUUAUCUGCUACCACUGUUUGUUUUUAUCAUUUUUUUAUUCUGCAAUGGUACUUUCAUAAUUAAUAGGUACUGCCCGAAAAUCUAUUUUAAUUCAUUUUAUACAAAUGGGUUUAACGUUUAAAAAAGUUUUAAAAAUAUAUUAUUUUAUUAC
Ciona intestinalis (vase tunicate) is the source of this 1898-nucleotide messenger RNA. NCBI's taxonomy places the organism in Eukaryota, Metazoa, Chordata, Ascidiacea, Phlebobranchia, Cionidae. The record is from RefSeq and is a predicted model, not a curated record.